AUGAUUGUCGGACUCGUCGAGGGCACCCAAGGACAGGCGGUACUCCUUCGGACAGCCAUUGAAGCCGAAUUCAAGGCCGCAGGUAUCUCGACCCAACAUAUUCUCAGCCCAGCCACCGAGACCACGCUUGAGGGCAUCGAUGCGCUUCUCGUCUUCCCAAACACUGCCGACGACUGUGCCUCGUCCUACCAAGCUGAAUGGGCCAGUGUGGGGAAGAGGGACGGGGUUCGACUCUUUGUGCCUUUGCGAUACGGCAACCCCAUGGGCUUUGAGAAGGGUGACCCGCCAUUUCUGGCAGCCAUUCAGCCUCUGCUGGAGCACUGCGAUAGCAUCGGUCUAGGCGUCUGCCGUAUCCUCACUGGUCCAGCAAUGGACGCCGUUCUCCCAGGGAUCCUCCGCAUUGAGGAUGGCCACGCGACGGUCGUUGGUAAAGGCGACACCCCAAUCUCCUUCGUCCACUCUCAAGACGUGGGCAGGCUCGUAGCGGCUCACUUUUGGAACGCUAAAGAGGACCUCUCUAUCCUUGCCGGUGCGGUAAUUGCACCGACUGGUGACCCCACGACGUAUAACGGCGCAUUGGCACUGGUGGCCAAGAUUACGAAUGUCCCAAUUGACAUCACCCAUCGGCCACUGAACGAGGUGCCGCUGCCUGACCAGUUUGACUUCAAUUACUUCCUUGACUGGCUCAUGACGGCUUGGGAGACCGGGCGUGCCCAUCAGACCUGCAGUGACAAUGCCGAGUCGGCAGUGACCGACUUUGAAUAUCGGACUGUUGAGGAGGCGCUGCGUGCGGCUCUUGACCAGGCACAGCUGUAG
Messenger RNA from Apiotrichum porosum, 816 nucleotides. RefSeq lists its product as uncharacterized. The record is from RefSeq and is a predicted model, not a curated record. Bases 1 to 816 code for a protein of 271 amino acids. Lineage: Eukaryota; Fungi; Basidiomycota; Tremellomycetes; Trichosporonales; Trichosporonaceae. The transcript has 3 exons.